Molecule: messenger RNA, 1011 nt
Organism: Lodderomyces jiufengensis
Lineage: Eukaryota; Fungi; Ascomycota; Pichiomycetes; Serinales; Debaryomycetaceae
Gene: FEN1
Product: fatty acid elongase
Exons: 1
Coding region: 1-1011 (336 amino acids)
Biological process (GO): fatty acid elongation, polyunsaturated fatty acid; fatty acid elongation, monounsaturated fatty acid; very long-chain fatty acid biosynthetic process
Cellular component (GO): endoplasmic reticulum membrane
Molecular function (GO): fatty acid elongase activity
Source: RefSeq, a predicted model, not a curated record
AUGUCCUUCCCAACACCAACUUGGGAUACUCCUUUUGGAAUUAAAUUAUGGCCAUUAUUUAAUUCACUUAUUUCAACUAUAACUAAUAAUUAUUUUAUUCCAUCAAAUUUUAAAUUUAUUGAAGGUAUUACUCCUUUAUCAACUUUUCAACCAGUUGCUUUAGCUAUAUUAACUUAUUAUAUUAUUAUAUUUGGUGGUAAUUAUAUUUUUAAAAAAUUUAAUAUUAAACCUUUUAUACUAAAUGGUUUAUUUCAAAUUCAUAAUAUUAUUUUAACUACUAUAUCAUUUACUUUAUUAAUUUUAAUGAUUGAACAAUUAAUUCCAAUGAUUCAUUAUAAUGGUUUAUUUUUUGCAAUUUGUUCAACAAAAGCAUGGACUCAACCAUUAGUUUGUUUAUAUUAUUUAAAUUAUUUAACAAAAUUUGUUGAAUUUAUUGAUACAUUAUUUUUAGUUAUUAAACAAAAAAAAUUAACUUUUUUACAUACUUAUCAUCAUGGUGCAACUGCUUUAUUAUGUUAUACUCAAUUAAUUGGUGAUACUUCUAUUUCAUGGGUACCAAUUUCUUUAAAUUUAGGAGUUCAUGUUAUAAUGUAUUGGUAUUAUUUUUUAGCAGCAAGAGGUAUUAGAGUUUGGUGGAAAGAAUGGGUUACAAGAUUUCAAAUUAUUCAAUUUAUUUUGGAUUUAGGAUUUGUUUAUUUUGCAACUUAUCAAAAAUUAAUUUAUAAUUUUUUUAAUAAUUAUAUUGAUGUUUUACCAUUUUGUGGAGAUUGUGCUGGUAAAUUGAUGUCAGCUUAUUCAGGUUGUGCUAUAUUAUCAUCAUAUUUGGUUUUAUUUAUUGCUUUUUAUAUUGAUGUUUAUAGAAGAAAAUCUUCAAAAAAAUCAAAAAUUGUUAAAUCAGUUAAAGGUGGUGUUGCUGCUCAAGUUAAUGAAUAUGUUUAUGUUACUGGUAGAGAAGCAACUCCUAUUCCAGAAGUACAACAACAAAAACAAGUACGUUCCAGAAAAGCUUAA